CAUGAGUUGUGUCUAUGCUGUGUCAAGAACGAGCGCCUUUAAGCGCGUGCUUGUUAGUCUUCGUAAGAAUUAUAAAAAAUUGUUUGUAAGAAGUGAGAAUAUAUAGUCAAAGGUUUUACAAACUUAUAUGUGCUCAAGAAAGUUUGUUGAUACGAAAUUAGAAAGAUCGUUUACUAAAGGUCGCUUUUCAAAGCUGUGUUUAUGUUAAAUGUCGUGUUUGCAAUCUUCAGACGUUGCUAAAGAAGUAGUAUUUUGAGUGUAGUGAAGAAAAACCACGGUGCUUGAUGAGGUUAAUACCAGAAGCUUUAAUAUAAACGAAAGCCAUGUUUUUCUACGCCACUUUCCUGCUGUUUACCUCAGUACUCGGGUACGGAAACUAUCGAUUGAGGAUACCAAAUGGUGACAAAGUUCCGGAUCCCUGUAACCCAAGUAAAAUAUGGCGUGGUGUCGGCCACCUUGGGGCAGAUGGUGGUGGAGCCAGAAACCCUUUUGGGGUUGAUUUUGAAAAACACGGAAAGUUAUGGACAAGAUUAUGUAAAUUAGAUUCUGAUGGUGACGGUAUGACAAAUGGUGAAGAACUCGGUGAUCCUAGAUGUGUUUGGGCGCCUGGAAUGGUUCCACCGAAGGCAAAGAAAACAAUAUCACACCCAGGUAUUUGUGAGCCAUGGAACAGUACAUUCUGUCAGGAGAAGAACAAAUGGUUGUCAUGUGAAGAAAGAAAAUUAACUUGUCACGGAUUAGAAGAUCCAAAUGUGCGCAAUUUAACAUUGAAGUUCCCGCAAAGAAUGUUGGUGCCCCCGAGAGAAACCAAUUACUUUUGUAUGAUAUUUGAUAUUCCGAGUGAUCGUGAUUACCAUCUAGUUGCCACCCAACCUGUCAUUGACAACCGAGAAGUUGUCCAUCACGUGUUAGCCUUUGGCUGCAAUAUUGCAGAUAGCCAACAGAUUCCGUCUUCUCCCUAUCCGUGUGCCAUGUUAGCUCAUCCCAAUUGUCUGGAGAUAAUAGCCACAUGGACGCUAGGAAGUGCCGGUGAAUGCGCUAACCCUGAUGUUGGAUUCCGUCUUGGCAAAACUGGGUAUAAGAAAGUUGCAUUGCAGAUUCACUGGAAUAACCCCCUGUUAUUAUCAACCCUGAUGGACGCCUCGGGACUACGCUUGUAUUAUACACCGAACCUAAGAGCAAACGAUGCCGGUAUGUUGGUGGUUGGUCAGGAUUUUAUACAGCUUAACCCUCAACCAGUCCAUUCACCACCAGUUCAAGUCACGUCUGUCUGUGCUGCUAAAUGUACCAAAGAAAUGUUUAAAACACCCAUCUAUAUAACAGCUGCAAUUAAUCAUAUGCAUUACCAUGGUAUAUCACAGAUAAUAUCAUUAUAUAGAAAUGGUAGUAAAGUUAGAGAUAUAACUAAUGAUUUAGUUUAUAGUUACGAUAGUCCUAUUAUCAAUACGUUUAAUCCACCAAUAGAAAUCCUUCCAGGAGAUGAAAUACGUACCGAAUGUAACUAUCGUUCACCAACAGAUGGCGAUCCAGUAUGUUUUGGUGACGGAACACAGAAUGAGAUGUGUUACGGUUUUAUUACCUACUACCCAAUACAUCGCCUUUUACGACCAUGGUGUACUACACGCAGAUCCGUUGAGUCAUGCCAACGGCAUUUACCCAGAUUUCAGAACGGUCCAAUAGACGGUUGUCAUUGGAAACGAUUUUUAACCGAAGGAAAAGUGACUAUUUUACCAAACAUUCUUCAGAGAUGUUACAACGAAAAUAUGACAACCUUAGAGUGUAGCGAUACUUGUAAACAGGCAGUGAAAAUGGUUCGCCAACAUAAAUGUUUAAAUGGCGAUAUUGGCGGUUAUAUCGUUAUGAAACUACGACUGAUCACUGCUGGUCGUUUGUUUCUCAAUGCCAUAGAUAUUUGUGACUGCUCCCAAAGGUUGGACCUGGGUUAUUGUGAUCGACGUAUUGAAAGAGCUUUAAUAGGAGACCAAAAAUAUAAAUACUGUACUGCAGAAGGUCAGUCUCGGAAGUACGAUAGCCGACAAAAUGGCGGUAACGUGGGACAAGUUAUUGUGGACGAAUUAGAAAGUGGCGUUAAAAGUACUCAUACCCAAUAUACAGUGUUUUUUGUGGUUGUCUUUUGCAUUUUACUGAAAUAAUUUUGUGUAUGUGUUAUUGUUUAAGAAUGGAUGAUGUUUUUCUAUGUGUCACAUGACUUUGUGUGUGAGCACUCAGCAGGGGUAUUUUAUUUUAUUGGCUUAUCACCAAUGACAUAAACUGCAUUACUUGACACUAGAGCCACCAUCUUUAGGACAAAAAAGACAACAGCCAAGAUAUCUAAUCCAAAAGAUGAAAGAAAAAUGGAGACUACUGGAAGUGGUUGGAAAUUCAGCCUUGACACUUCCAUGCGGAAUUACAUAGAUACGGUCGAUAGGCCUAAAUAUAUAAAUACCGAAAACGACGUUCACGAUUUUGUGCUUACUAAAAAAAUGCGUUAGAAUGUGGAUUCCUUACCUGUAUCAUCUCCAAAAAGUUAACAUCAAAAUAAUUAUAAUAACUUUGAACAUUGAUCUAUGCAACUCUUCUUAUUGUUUAUUCCCGUGAAUAAGAAAACUUUUUAAAUUCUUAUACAUUGUAUUAUAUUUCCAUUAAUUCAGUAAAGAUUUAUAAAACUACUAUGAGAAAUUGACGUAUUAUCACACAGUAAAGAGAUAGUGUGCAACUGCGAAAUUGUUCGGAAAAUGUCAAAUUUUUAAAUGUAAUCAAAAAGGUUUCGAUAAAAAUGAUUUUGGUAAAUUGUAGGAUAGCUUCUUGGAUAUUCUGGAACGCCCAUGUAAACAUCUUUGCCUGAAAGAAUUAUAAUGUACCUCCAGGUUGGCUUUCUUACGGGUUUGAAAUGAUCAAGGCAAUUCCCGCCAAAGGUCUCGUAACCACAACCACAAAAACGUUAAGAGAGUGUAGAUAUAUCCGGUGUUCUUAGGGUUUACCAAAUGUAAAGCAGUUUGUAUUUGUACGUGAACGAAGCCUUAGUAAUAUCCAUCUGAAAAUGAAACAAUGUUUUUAGACAUGUGAACGCCAAAAAUGAGAAAUACAAUAUGUGCAACAAGAUGGUUAAUGAUUUUAAACUUGAUAAAAACAUGCCCUUAUAAUUAACGGGUAAUGAUACAUAAAAUUAAUAAAUUAAGAAUGUUUAAUUCUAUAUCUUGCUUAUUUCAAACUAGUUUCGUAUGAUACUCGUCCGUGGCCAAUGUAGACAAUGGACCAGCCCAUGACCCUCUUUGUAUACACACAAUCUGCUAUGUGCAUGUCGAUUUGAGUCAAUUAUUUUGUCUGGCGGAAACCGUCAAACUAAGAGAAUCAUACAGUGGACUAGCACAUGGAGAAUUUCAUUUCCCUUCAAUGUUACUGUUUAUCUAUUUCUUAUAAUUUAUUGUUAUUCAUGUAUUUUCUAAAUGUAUAUAUGAUGUUCUUUUUUUAAUAAAUUGUCGUCUAUUUGUGGUUCACCCAUUUGUCAAAACUUACAUGUAUAGUUAUAAAAUAAAAAAACAAAACACAAA
Patella vulgata (common limpet) is the source of this 3551-nucleotide messenger RNA. Its product is annotated as tyramine beta-hydroxylase. The record is from RefSeq and is a predicted model, not a curated record. The transcript has 9 exons. NCBI's taxonomy places the organism in Eukaryota, Metazoa, Mollusca, Gastropoda, Patellidae. Gene Ontology annotation, molecular function: copper ion binding; dopamine beta-monooxygenase activity. Bases 324 to 2153 code for a protein of 609 amino acids.